GCUACCGUCGUGCUGGUUCUGAUGACGAAGAUGAUGAGGAAUCAUCUGGGGAUAGUGAUUUGGCUUUUGAGCUCUUGGAUGACUACUUGAGCCGUGGAGCCGAUCUCCUCUACAAAAUUGCACGCGCUGGACAAUCCAAGACCAAUGCAACUCGCAAUCUCAUGUCCGUCAUCAAUCCACACAAUGUGAUGCUCCCGGUACCCAUUGAUGUUGUGAAGAUCAGCAUCUGCAAAAAGCGACCCACGACCAGGACCCUGGAUGUUUGGUGGCCGAUCCUCAAGAUGUCUGCAUGGAUCUCAACCCUCCUGUCUUGCCGUCCCCAAGCCUUGCUCUGUGGUUUUCGCCCUGAAGACUCUGAAUGGCGCGAUAUCUUUUCGACUUUCUGGUCCUAUUACGAGGAGGCCAACCCCGGCCACGAGUUGUUCGCUGACAAGUCCAAGGAUCGAGCUUUCUGCUUGCCGUACAUGCUGCACGGCGAUGAGGGAAGGGGCCUGAGGAACAAGCCGCUGUGGAUUGAAAGUUUUCAACCUGUGAUAGGGCAUAAGGGGGGUGCUUACACAAACGAGGCCGGGCACCCUGGAUUCUGA
Symbiodinium necroappetens is the source of this 587-nucleotide messenger RNA. The record is from the annotation of a GenBank genome assembly. NCBI's taxonomy places the organism in Eukaryota, Dinophyceae, Suessiales, Symbiodiniaceae.